Messenger RNA from Aspergillus thermomutatus, 1338 nucleotides. Its product is annotated as Hsp70 family protein. Bases 1 to 1338 code for a protein of 445 amino acids. The record is from RefSeq and is a predicted model, not a curated record. NCBI's taxonomy places the organism in Eukaryota, Fungi, Ascomycota, Eurotiomycetes, Eurotiales, Aspergillaceae. The transcript is spliced from 9 exons.
AUGGAAUUCUGGUUUACAACGCCAGCGGUCUGGUCGGAUCAGGUGCAGUUCGAAUAUAAGGAAGCUGCUAUCCGUGCAGGCUUUGGACCAAGAGAUGACAGGCCGGAUGAUACCAUAUACAUGCUUUGCGAGCCCGAAGCCGCAGCGCUUGCCACUUUCAAAACAAUACCACCUUAUGGACCUGGAAUUCAGAUCAAGCCAGGUGAUGGCGUAUUGAUAUGCGACUGUGGAGGUGGCACCGUGGACGUGACAAGUUAUCUGAUCUCGGAGGUCUCUCCCCACUUAUCCUUCCAUGAACUAACCUCGGCCGUUGGUGGUAUGUGUGGCGCCACAGCCAUCGACCGCAAUUUCUAUCUUCUUAUGUCCGAGAGGUUUGGGGCGGCGUUCAAUGACUUGCCUUUCACACAAAAGGCCCCAGGCAGUAAGUUCAUGGUCCUCUUUCAGGAGAUUAAGGAGACAUUCUGCUGUUCGGCUGAGGACAGGGUCUAUCGACUUGGCCUGAACAUGGCCCUCAACAACCCCAACCCCUCGUUCUUUGACCCAGAAACCCUAGACGUUUUGCUUUCCAGCAAUGACCUUCGUGGAAUAUUCGAUCCGGUGCUCCGCCAGAUUACGCAGCUAAUACACCACCAGAUUGAAAGCGCCAACCAAGAGGUUGGCCGCUUCAUCAUCAAUAAAAUUGUGUCAGUCGGCGGCUUUAGCCAGUCACCCUACCUACGGGAAAGAAUCUCAGCAACCUUUGCCGUCGAUGGCAAGCUGGCCGUACUCACUCCAGCAAACCCGCAAGCAAAGGUCAUGCUCGGCGCAGCGAUUCGGGGACUCGGAGGGCCUCAGCCAACAACAAGAAAAUGCCGCCGUCAUUACGGCUUUGAGCGUUCUCCUCCCUUUCAUCCAGGGCUCAAUAAUGACAUGACGGCGUUUGGUGACGUGAACGGUACCAGAGCGAUCCCACGCUUUGUCUCCUGGGUCCUUUCCAAGGGUGAGAGAUAUGCCCAGAAUCACACGGUGACGCAAGACUUGGUUGUGAUCCACCGCUCAGGUGAUUCACUGAUUAAGAUCACCAACCUCUACGGCUGUAAUGAUAUGACCCCCCCAGAGCGAGUUGAUCACCCAGGUGUUUACCUCAUCGCACAGAUCAUGUGUGACUUCGCCAGUGUAAACCUUGCUCAGUUCCAGCACCAGCUGACGAGCGGGAAAAUGGAGUACUGUUUGGAGUAUUCCAUUCAGAUCACCUUUGGGGCCCAGGAUGACCUCCAGUUCAGGGCCGUCUCGCAGGGCCAAACGGUUGGGCAAACAACCGUUAACUUCGCCAGAGUCUCUGUCGGUGGUGCCUUCUGA